Messenger RNA from Sesamum indicum (sesame), 1531 nucleotides. RefSeq names its product ZIP metal ion transporter family. Gene Ontology annotation, cellular component: membrane. NCBI's taxonomy places the organism in Eukaryota, Viridiplantae, Streptophyta, Magnoliopsida, Lamiales, Pedaliaceae. Gene Ontology annotation, biological process: zinc ion transmembrane transport. Gene Ontology annotation, molecular function: zinc ion transmembrane transporter activity. The record is from RefSeq and is a predicted model, not a curated record.
AAAUUGGGAAUUUAGGUAAACGUACAGAAAGCAACAAAGAAAAUGGUGCUAAGCAUUUCUUGGACUGGUCUCCUCAAACCAUCUCUUCCUUUCCCUCUACAUAAUAUAUUCCCUUUCCCACUUCAUACAAAUUCUUGUGCUUUUUUAACUAUAUAAAAGCUCGUUUCAUGCCAUAAUGGAAUGGAACCCCCAACAGCUCCAUUCAGUUUAAAUUGAUAUUUUUAUCUCGCCCUGUUAAUGGUUCGCCUACUCAGUUGGAAACAUCUGUUGAAUAUUUUUUAGUCAUCUGUGGAAAUCCUAUAAACACUUCAGUUCUUUGCAUACAAUUUUGCGGCGGUGAGGAGAGGGGAGAGACGGGCUCCAAGAAUUUGCUCCAAAUUUUGAUUCCAAGAUUUUCGGAUUAAAAUUGGGUUUUUGGAGUUUGGAGCAGAUGGGUUUUGUGGACUCCCAAGUUUUGAUUGCCCUUGCUCUUUCACUUAUUGGUGGUUUGAGUACCUCCAUUGGUGCACUUUUUGUUGUCAUUAACCAGGCUCCAAAUCUGAAGAUGCUUGGGCUUUUACAGGGUUUUGCUGCAGGUCUUAUGUUGAGCAUAUCUUUCUUAGAUUUGGCUCAUAAUGCCAUAAACUCCAUUGGCUUCUUAAAGGGGAAUCUCUGGUUCUUUGCAGGUGUAAUUUUCUUUGCAAUUGUUGCUAAUUUUAUUCCAGAACCAACGGUUGCACCCAUUUCGGAUGUGAAAAGCAAAAAGAAAAAUGGUGAUGAAGGGGGCAAGGAUAUUAUGAAAAAGCAUCGACGACAAGUACUGUUUAGUGGAAUCAUCACAGCCGUAGGCAUAAGCUUGCACAAUUUUCCUGAGGGAAUGGCUGUGUUCCUUGGAUCAAUGAAGGGUCUGCGAGUUGGUCUGAACUUGGCAUUAGCUAUUGCUUUACACAACAUUCCAGAGGGGGUUGCUGUUGCACUUCCUGUUUACUUUGCCACACAAAGCAAAUGGCAAGCGUUUAAAUUGGCUACGCUUUCUGGUUUUGCUGAGCCCCUCGGGGUGAUUAUCGUAGCGUACCUAUUCCCAAGUAGUCUAAGUCCAGAAAUUCUGGAGGGCCUCCUCGGAUCAGUGGGGGGUGUGAUGGCUUUCCUAACCUUGCAUGAAAUGCUGCCACUGGCAUUCGAUUACGCGGGACAGAAGCAAGCUGUUAAGGCUGUAUUCUUUGGCAUGGCUUUCAUGUCUGCUAGGUGACUUGUCUACUGAAAACAAACAACAGCCCUAUAUUUUCUUCAGACCAGCUUACCAGAGGACAUGAGCUUGUAGUCGUCGCACAUCUUCUAGCAGAUCCUGGGCACAUCUCAAUCUUAACUUGGAAUUCAUCAAUUUCCUGUGUUUUAUUUCUGCUUAAAUCUCUGCAGAAUAUGAUCAACUGUAUGAUUGUAUUGUUGGGGGUUUGUUUCACUACCAAAAACAGGGGUUGAAAUAGGUUUUUCAACGAUUGUAAGUUAUAAUUACCUUUAUCAAAUUUUAUAUUGUAAAGAAUUAUUUUACUUA